Messenger RNA from Brassica oleracea var. oleracea, 631 nucleotides. Its product is annotated as 40S ribosomal protein S25-4. Gene Ontology annotation, cellular component: cytosolic small ribosomal subunit. The record is from RefSeq and is a predicted model, not a curated record. The coding region runs from base 110 to 436 and encodes 108 amino acids. The transcript is spliced from 4 exons. Gene Ontology annotation, molecular function: structural constituent of ribosome. Lineage: Eukaryota; Viridiplantae; Streptophyta; Magnoliopsida; Brassicales; Brassicaceae.
ACAAGGGACAACAAAACCACUUCCCUUUCUCACUGUCGUCUCUCCGUCAAUCUCUAUCUUUCGCCUCUAGCCUACCCGCCGAUCGUUACCCGUCUCCGUCGAUAACACCAUGGCGCCGAAGAAGGAUAAGGUUCCACCGCCGUCGUCAAAGCCGGCUAAAUCCGGAGGUGGAAAACAGAAGAAGAAGAAGUGGAGCAAGGGAAAGCAAAAGGAGAAGGUGAACAACAUGGUGUUGUUUGAUCAGGCUACUUACGACAAGCUUCUCACUGAAGCUCCCAAGUUCAAGCUCAUCACUCCUUCCAUUCUCUCCGACCGUAUGAGGAUUAACGGAUCUCUAGCAAGGAGGGCGAUUAGGGAGCUGAUGGCGAAAGGUGUGAUCAGAAUGGUUGCUGCUCACUCUAGCCAGCAGAUCUACACUCGUGCCACCAACACCUAAACAGAUUUACUUUUGUUAAUGGUUUGGUUCUCGAACCUCAACUCUUUUGAUGUAGACAUUAAUCAUCAGAGCUCUUAUAGUUCCUUUAUGUUUCUUUUCGUUAACUCCUUUGUAUCUCAAGAAACUCUUUAGUAAGCUGUUUUGAGAUAUUUUGUCUACUUAAUUCGGAAUUGGUUUUUAUAUUUGCUUCCUAAA